This is a messenger RNA of Dromiciops gliroides (monito del monte), 1297 nucleotides long. RefSeq names its product ribonuclease A family member 13 (inactive) (gene RNASE13). NCBI's taxonomy places the organism in Eukaryota, Metazoa, Chordata, Mammalia, Microbiotheria, Microbiotheriidae. The transcript has a single exon. The coding region runs from base 1 to 456 and encodes 151 amino acids. The record is from RefSeq and is a predicted model, not a curated record. Gene Ontology annotation, molecular function: nucleic acid binding.
AUGAUUCUGUCUAGGAUUCUGGUCCUCCAUCUGCUCCUGGUACCAACUCUGGCUUUCCUCUCCUUCACAUCCUCUGCAGUCAGAAAAUUCCGUGCCCUGCAUGUUGAUUAUCCUAAGGUUAAAUUCGCUGAGGGCUUCCAAGGCUACUGCAAUGGCCUGGUAUCCUAUGUUCGAGGAUGGAAAAAAGACUGGCAAUGCCCGUGGGUCCACUAUGUGCUGCAUGCUCCCUGGGCAAAAAUUACUAAGAACUGUAAGCAUACUGACAGCUACUGUGAGGACUUCAAUGAGUACUGCUCUGUCAGCCAAGAUGCCUUUCCUCUCACCACCUGUAACCGCCUAACCUUGGAGCCACCCACCACCUGCCAAUACAACGAAACCACUUCCACUCAACGAGUAUACCUACUUUGCUCCAGAAAAUACAAUGGUGAACCUGUGUUUAUCAUUGGCCUCCUCUAGAAGUAGAAUGGGGAGGGACCCAAGUAUCAGGGGAAAACCUAGGCUUUGAUCCCUGGCAAAACAAGGGUCAGGCUGUUGUUUCCUUGCUCAGGGAAUAUAAGUCUUCCCCCUGCCCUCUGCAUCCCUCCUAUGACAACAGAGCAGGCCAAGCCAGUUUCCAGGAAACCAGAUCAUUCGGCAGAAUUUCCAAGGGCCCCAGACCACUCCCCACUGUCUCUACAUGAAGAAUAAUAGAUAAGUUACCCUAUAAACCACCAGGAAAUUGCCCCAUUACCCUUUGAGCAAGUCCAACCUUGUGCCCGCUUGCCAGUUUCCUAACCCAGAGAUAUAGCCCCUCACCCUUUGAAAAAUUCAGUCUUCCCCUUCUCCCCCAGCCCCCCUUUGCCCUAAGAAGCUAACUUUGUCCAGUUGGCAGAGGCUCACUGUUCACUUGGCCGGAUCCUGAAAACUGGCAAGAGGCCCAGAGCCAUGGCCAGCACCAUGACAACAGCUGGCCUGGCCUCCCUUCCCUCCACCCCCCACCUUCUAUCCCCACUACUUCUUUCUCUGCCCAGCUUCCUCCAAAGGGUAUCUUUGUUUGCUAGACACUGGCCAUCUAGUCUCUGAAGCACUUGGCCCCCUCAUGCCCAUCCUGGGGUCACAGAACCUCUUCCCAUUCCAUCUUCCCCACCUCUUAAACACACCCCUCCCCAAUUUCCCAAUAUCUUCCUUUCUUUCCAUUCACCGGGGUUCCCUUUAUAUAUAAUCUGCCCUCUCCUUUCUCUCCAUCCCACAACAGAUUCUAGGUAGCACUUGUAGGGUUGAUUGGGAUAGAGUAAGAUAAAGUCUUUUAAACCAUGAA